AUGGCCGUGGCCAACGGGGCAGCCCCGGCAGCGCCGGGAGGAGCGAGCCCGGCUGAGGGGAAGAAGAAGCGGGAGGAGCUGAAGGUGGUGGUCGUGGGCGACGGGGGCUGCGGGAAGACGUCGCUGCUCCUGGUGUACGCCAAGGGCGCCUUCCCGGAGGAAUAUGCUCCUUCGGUAUUUGAGAAAUAUACCUGCAGCAUUAACGUUGGCAAAAAAGAAGUCCUCCUACAUUUGUAUGACACUGCAGGGCAGGAGGAUUAUGAUCGGCUACGACCACUUUCAUACCAGAACACCAGUGUGGUCUUAGUUUGCUAUGAUGUCAUGAAUCCUACCAGCUUUGAUAAUGUAUUAAUUAAGUGGUCUCAUGAGGUGAGCCAUUUCUGCCAAGGAAUCCCCAUAGUACUUGUUGGCUGCAAAACAGAUCUCCGUAAAGACAGGGAAUACUUACGGAAACUCCGCUCAGCUCAGCAGGAGCCAAUCACUUACAGCCAGGGUGAAGAAGCUCGUCGCCAGAUGAAUGCAGACGUUUACCUGGAGUGUUCAGCCAAGUACCGUGAAAACAUUGAAGACAUUUUCAGGGAAGCAGCAAGCAUUGCUCUGAACGCCAUGAAAAAAAACAAGCGACAGAAGAAAUUGAGGCCAUGUGCCCUAUUGUGA
This is a messenger RNA of Euleptes europaea (tarantolino), 657 nucleotides long. RefSeq names its product ras homolog family member F, filopodia associated (gene RHOF). Gene Ontology annotation, molecular function: GTPase activity; GTP binding. Gene Ontology annotation, biological process: cell migration; small GTPase-mediated signal transduction. Bases 1 to 657 code for a protein of 218 amino acids. The record is from RefSeq and is a predicted model, not a curated record. NCBI's taxonomy places the organism in Eukaryota, Metazoa, Chordata, Lepidosauria, Squamata, Sphaerodactylidae. The transcript is spliced from 5 exons.